UGUCAAAAUAUUGUCAAAGCAGCUGACGUGAGAUACUAAACAGCUUUAAUGAGUUCUUUAAUUGUGGCGAAUCUAAUUAAUUUACCAUCACAUGAUAAAAUGUACAUAUCUGCAGCUUUCUGCAAAGUUACGUUGUUAAGUGGAGCCAAUUAGAUGAAGUGUCGUGGUAAAAUUAAUUAACAAGCAUGAAUCUACAUCAAAUUGUCAGUGGAGCCUGCAAUGCAGGUGAUAAGUGCUUUGCAGUGGGAAGUGUUGAAGGUGUCCCUUUUACUGCUUAUGCAGCUGGUAGUAAUAUCGUAAUACUUGCUUCAACUUUUGAAAGAGUCCAAAUAAUCCCUGGAGCAGUUCAUGAUUAUAUUCAUAUAAGUUCUGUUGAUUGUUCAAGUGACACAGGAAAAAUAGCAGCUGCUUAUAAUGAUACAGUUUGUAUAUAUGAACCUACACCUUUAAUUCAUACAAAUUCAUCCCAUGGCUUGGAUUAUCGCUGGGUACAAACUGGAAGUCUUAAGACAGAUUCUCCAGUGAGAGCUUUAAGUUGGAAUUUAGAAGGAACUAGGCUUUUAACUGCUGGUUCUACAGUGCAGUUAUGGCACUUAAGACCUCAACAGAUUGAAAUAGAACAGCAACAUGCCACUGUAUCCUUUACUAUAGGGGGUGGAGAGACCACAGGAGAUGCUGACAGUGAUGAUAUUCGAAGUGACCUAGACAGAAGAAGUGAAAAUGAACAAGAGCAGACUGUUUGGAUCUGUGUAUGGAAAGCAGUUACAGCUAUACCAGUUCAGCACCUAGCAUUUAGUCCUGAUGGUACCUUAUUUGCUACUUCAGGAGAAAAUGACCGUCUUGUUAAGAUUUGGUAUGAAAACAAACACUUUCUGUUUACAUCAAGAAAUACUGAAGUGCCUACUGAAAUGGAGUAUAGUUUUGUGUACAUUGCUCAUCCACGAGCUGUUACACAUUUAUCAUGGAGAACUACAAGCAAAUAUAUGCCAAAGGGUUCAGUGUCUAAUAUGCUGGUAACUUCAUGUAAAGAUAAUAUAUGCAGACUGUGGGUUGAAACGGUCUUGCCAGAGGAUGGAUUAGUCAAUUUGUCCCAACUUGAUCCCCAAGCCAAUCACCCAAAAUUUAGGACGCAUCGUCAUAAGCAUCGAUUCAUGCAGCGAUUAAAACACAUGAAGACCUGUUUUCAUAUAAGGAGACAUGCAAAACAGCAAAACUUGGGGGUAGGACCAUCUCCCCCCAUCCCAACGCUCCCUUCCACCUAUAGCGUUCACGAUUUUCAUUCCUAUGGAUACAGAGGAACAGAGUCGUGUUUUUGCUGUUUUGAAGGUGUAACCCCUGGUCUACAUUUCCACUUGGCAGCUUCAGUAAAUGCAGAAACUGAUAUACCUUUAGUUCCUAGUAUCGCAUAUUGUAACCCCAAGCCUGCGUUUGUCUUGCAUUGGUUAAAUAAUAAAGAGAUGCACUUUAGUAUGCAAGCAGAAACACUCCUUGAAGAAUUAACGAGGAAAGUUGCAGAGUAUCCAGAGUCUGAGGAAGGUUCAGAGGAGCCUUCAUUAGAUACAAACAGUUCUGAUGGUUUGGAUGCCCGCAUUGAAUCUCUUCUAAGGGACUGGCAUCAUAGUCCCGAUUUAUUGUUCAGUAUUCAUCCAAUAGAUGGUAGUUUCUUGAUAUGGGUUGUUGAAUGGUUAGACGAGUAUCACCCUGGGUCUUUCAGGCAGGCUCAGGUUUCCUUUUCCACUCGUAUACCGAACGCUUUUCCUCUUGGGGACUCUUUAAGUAUGUCUACAACGGUCAGUCUUCAUAGUACAGCUACUCGCCUUAAACAUUUAGUGAAAGAGGUCAUCAAGGAAAAGCUGCAGAUUGCUGAAGGACUGCCCAGUGUAAAGGAAGAAGACGAAAAUAAAGAAAUUUACCAAACUGCUCCUCAACUUGAUGAGACCCAAGAGACAUCUCCAGUUAUCUGUUUGGUCACUAAACACGAUAAUGGAACUUUAAACUUGUGGCAGUUAACGUUUGCGGAUAAAAGCAAAUUUAGCCAGGUAUUGAGCAUUGGACACAGGAGCAGGGCUUCAGGACACCGAUACAGAGUUAAUGACGUCACCUGCCAUCCUGUUUUACCCUUGCUAUUAACUACAACUCACCAUAACAUAAUUGACAAGAACAAAGAUCCAAAUACUAAAGGUUUUUGCAGUGAAUUGAUCCUUUGGAAAGUAGAUGCUGUGGGUCCGUUGUCUAAAUCUGGUGGAAUUUGCGAAUUAGCUCGUAUUAAUUCCCCUGAGCCUUCGGCCUUUAGCGUGGUUGCUUGGAUACCUACCCUCUUACCUUCCAGUACCUUAGGGAAUUUGUCCAAUUCUUCUAGUGCUUGCUUUGUAGCCUCUGAUGGUCAUUAUUUGCGGGUUUACCAAGCAGUUAUAGAUGCUAGAACUCUACUUGCUGAUAUUUCUUGCAAAGAUAACAGGGACAAGAAAGCCAAUGGUGCUGAUUCUACCGAAAGUAUAACGUCUGAUAACGAAUCGACAUUCGAUGAAGAGAGUCUUUUGGACAAGAUAAACAUCGUUUCUCAGCAGAGUACUUCUCGUCCUGGUUGCAUUAUUCAAUUGGAAACGAUUGCGGAAGCGAUCAAAUGGCAAAAUACAACUUUUUUGCACGUUUAUCAGGAGCAACUGAUCACCGGUCAACGCAGUAAACCUGCUGAUAUGACGGGUGACGAUGCGAUGGUAGAUUUGCAACAAAAUUCUGUCUUUGAGCAACCAUUUUAUAUCGUUCUGUUGGACUGUACAGAUCAACAUACAAUUGUACAUAUGUGGAAGUUGACUAUUGCCUCUACGGAGGCUGAACUUGCCCUAACAGGGAGUCAAAUGUAUGUGCCCGAUUGUAACAUAAUUCAAGAUGAAAACGACGCAAGUCGUCGAAACAGUAUCGAAUCAUUCCAUUUUAAGCAAAAUAAGCAAAGUCCACAUGUUUCCAUAAAAACAGUUAAAGAGAUUAAACAGAUCCUUCCCAUACCAGACGGGGUGGAAGUGGUUCAUGCCACCCCUGCUGCAGGACAUUUAAGUUCUGCUUCUAUUUAUCCCGCCUGUUUGGCCCCGUAUUGUUUUGCUACAGCUUGUAGUGAUGGGGCCAUCAGGUUUUGGACAGUAGAUGAUAAUCCAGUAACUGUUAAGAAUUCAGCAAGUUUGUUACUUGAAGAGGACGGCGAAAUCAUCAACACAGGCAAAGUCUGGACCGAAUGGAACAUGGUGAAAGAGUCAGCUAUAGAGAUUGACGGCCAAGUGUUGAAUAUUAGCGUGGCUUAUUCAGGUAGAUUGGCUUGUGCUUAUAAGUACGGUCGUAGUUUUACUAGACCCAACAGAAACGACCAUGAUUCUCGAUACAUUAACUUAUGUGUUGCCAUUUAUGAGUGCGAGUCGACCGGAGGAACCGAGUGGAUCCUGGAAGAUGUUAUACACCUGAAAAAUAUACAUUUGCCCAGAAUAUCGAUUGAUAGACAUUUGGAUUUAAGCUAUUUGUACGACCAGAAGACGUUGAAAAAGAAACAGAGGAUAAACGAAGUAUUACACACUUUCUCAGGCAACGAGGGUACACAGAACCUAACCGAACCAAUAACCAGGUCGACACUGCUUGCGGUACCAAGCUUUAGUACUCUGCAGUCGUUGAGAAAAUCGAUUUCAGAAAUAGGAAACAUUUGUCCCUUAACACAAAAACAUAUCGUCCAGUUAGACUGGGUUUCCAAUGAAGAUGGUUCUCAUAUACUAACUGUGGCCUGCGGAAAUAAAAUCAUGCUUUACACACCACUGUCUUCUGAUUUAGCUCAAGCAAACGUUAAAGCUAUGAAGGAAUCGAUGAACGCUAACAGGCCCAUUCUUCGUAAAGCAAGUUCUUUAGCCCAGCCCAUGUUCGUGGACGACUUUAAGUGGAUGACAUUGCGUAAAAUAGAACUCCAAACGGCUGAUGGUUUACCUGCGUUACCAAUGCAAAUUAGUUGGGUGCGCGACGGUCUGUUAAUAGUCGGUAUGGACUCUGAAAUGCACGUUUACACCCAAUGGAGACCGCAGAAUCCUUCCCUGCAACAACGACCGUCCACUGCUAACGAAAUAAGCGCGAGAGAAAUCGAUAUAAGAACGUUGACGCAAGAGAACCAGAGAAAAUUGGCCGCAGUUCCCACUUUGGGUCGUAUUAGUUCUGUCAAUUUGCAAAUAUUGGACCGUAAAAAGAACAAAGAAGCGAAUCCAGACUAUAUGCCUGAUUAUGGAUUAUUUGAAGCAUCCAGAAUUGCUUGUCCCGUUUUACCCCAGUAUCAUCCUAAACAGUUGAUGGAACUUUUGAAUUCCGGUAAAAUUAGGUGGGUAAAGGCUAUUUUGUCCCAUUUGGUCCAAUGUAUUGGAGGCAACCAGGAUACUUCAGAAGAUAUGCAAGGAUGGGCUAGGGCAAGAACACUAUCAGUCAGUUAUCCCGCGGGAAGCCCUGAACAUAGAGCCAGUAUUAGUGAAGUAACUUUAGACUAUGCGGAAAUAACAAAUAUCCCACCACUACCCCUUUGGACACUAUUAGAUGCUGAUAAGGAACAACCAGUUCAAGCAGAAGAGAAAAAGGACUACGACGAGCUUUUCGACACGAACAUAACAAUGGAAGAAUCCCUUGAUAGUUUGUUAGAAGAAGACAUGCCAAGAUCUGAUAGAAGAUCAUCAGAGAAAAAUGUCGGCGUUGGCCAUUUUACUCCUCGACAAGGUCGAAUGUUGUCACGCAUGCUCACUCAUACCCAUCUUCCCGGUCUUUCAAGUUUGGAUCAGAUGCACUUAUUGGCGUUAGCAGACACGGUUUCUACUUGUAAUACAGACUUAGCAGAAAGGUUCGCGAUAGACGCUGCAAAGAAUGCAAUGGCAAAAGAAAACGUUGGUCAGUCUUCAGAAGUAAUAGCAGACUCUUUAGACGAUUGUGGAUUACGAUUUUUGCUCGCCAUGAAACAUUAUACUUACUUAUUGAGGUGUCUACCUCUUGCCCAGCGCACUCAAUUCCAGAAACAAGGGGUUGGUACGAAUAAUUUAGCUUGGGCCUUCCAUUCUGAAACACAGGAAGAACUUUUAAACCAGAUUCCCAGUUAUGCAAAGAAAGAACCAACUUGGCCUGUUUUAAGAGAGCUCGGUGUUGGUUGGUGGAUCAGAAACAUUACAGUUUUGAAAGAGUGUGUACAAAUGUUGGCCAAGGCAGCGUAUCAAGUUAAACAAGAUCCUAUGGACGCAGCCCUUUAUUAUUUGGCAAUGAACAAGAAAAGUUUACUGUGGGGAUUAUACAGAUCUAAACGUGACGAAAGAAUGACAUCCUUCUUUUCCAAUGAUUUUAAAGACGACAAAUGGAGGAAAUCGGCCCUGAAGAAUGCCUACGCCCUUCUGGGGAAACAAAGGUUUGAUCAUGCAGCAGCGUUCUUUUUACUUGCAGGACAUUUAAAGGACGCGGUUGAAGUUGUUCUUAACAAAUUGCAAGACAUACAACUGGCAAUAAUAAUAGUGCGCUUAUAUGAAGGUGAUGGAGAAUCUUUGCGAAGACUGCUAUAUGUUGAAAUAUUGGGUUGUAACUCAGAAGGUAAUAAUCAGGAUUUGACCAAGGCUCACCCCGAUCCAUUUUUACGAUCAAUGUCCCUGUGGAUCCUUAAGGAGUAUCAGGAUUCGUUAAAUACUUUGCUAAUUGGCAAUGCCGGCUCUCAGCAUCCUGCCAAGGACGAGGACUCCAAAGAUUCAAACCAAGCAGAUCCUAAUGUGUUCAACUUUUACACUUAUCUGCGCACCCACCCUUUGUUAAUCAGACACCAUAUGGCAAAUUAUGGACAGAGAAAGGUCUGGCUUCCAACUGGGAAACAGGUUGUUGUUGAGGACUCUAUUACUCCUGCAGAGCGACAAUUAUAUUUCACAACAGCUCAUGGUCAUUUUAGGGCUGGAUGCCCAGCUUUGGCCUUGGAAGUGUUAUCAAAAUUACCUAUGAUUGUCACUGAUCCGUUUAAAGUCACACCAGUUACUACACCACAGGAGAGGACGUCAGAGGUGCAGAUAAGUUCUGGAAUUUUAUCUUGGGACAGCAAACCUAAUUUGACCGAAGAUAAACCCGAUAAUUUGGACUGGGGUGCCCCCGUUAUCGAUUUUGCCACCAAGACUGACGAUUUGAAAUUGGAUUGGUCAGAUGAAGAAAAAGAGGAUUCCGAUGAUUCAGAAGGUGGUGGUUUAAGCAUGAAAAUUGGUAACAAAGAAGACAACGAAACAAAAGAGGAAGAAAAGGUUAAGGGCGAUAGCGAGCAAGAGGGCGAAGUAGAACAGAUUGACAUAAUGGCUCAGCAAUUGAAGUUCAUAGCUUGUCUAAAAAUUCUUAUGGAAGAACUGUCAACACUUGCAACAGGUUUUGAAGUUGAUGGUGGCCAGUUGCGAUACCAACUGUACAUUUGGCUGGAAAAGGAGGUGGAGGCUUUGAGAGAGCUUUGUAACUACACAUCGACAGAUCAAGUCGAUCCUCAAGAUUUGGAACAGACAAUGGAAGGAGACAUUAGUUCUCACAAUGUGGACUUGACUCGUACUCCCACUUUACAUGAAAUAUUAGUUCAGGAAAAAAUGGACUUUGAGGCCAAAGUUCAGAGAGCUGUACGGCGAAAGAGAUGGCUUAAAGCAAAUGAAACAUUACUGCGAACUUUGUUGAGUUAUUGCUCACUGCAUGGAGCAACAGGUGGUUUGGCAUCAGUGAGGAUGGAACUGAUGUUACUUCUUCAGGAAUUGCAGCAAGAAAAGACGCAACAGCAACUUCUGAGCCCUCUACCCUUCCCUACUAGUUUACCGUUGCUUGCCGCUAGUGUCUCUAGCAGUAGGACUGUCAUUGCUGAUCCUAUUCGAUAUCUUCAGAGUAUGACUCAUGAUAUUCUGCAUACGGUGGAUUAUUAUUCGUCCUUGUUCAAAUUUGAGAAUAAGACCGCCCGAAAAAAACUUUUCAAAGCGCCUAAGACUGAGAAAUGGAAACGUCUAUGGCUUAAGGCUGUGCGUCAAUUUAAUUGUCAUGGUUCAAAAUCAAUUUUCUUCUAUAGCGGUUCCAGUGAUAGCACUGUUGACUUUUCGCAACCCGCCACUUCUCAAAACCAACUUCUAGUGAUGAGAGAUUUAGCUAUAGCGCUGUCAGCAUGUAUUUAUCAAUCUCUUUGUGAUUCUGAUACAUUCAAAAUGAGUCUCCAAGACUCCCAGGAUGCUUCUGUAACGCAUCUGGUGGGUCGUCGAAGAAGAAUGUCAAUGAGUGAGGGUCAACAAAUAACAACUUUGCCCGCCAAAUGGCCUGGCGUUACGAGUUUGAGAUCUUUAUUAGCACGUGAGAAGGACGAAGACACGCCCCGUUUAACAGUUCUCCUCUGCGAAUCAUUUACUGCCGUCUACAUGGUCCUUCUUCUGUAUGGCAUCUGUACCAUGGACGCUGUUAUACUUUUCCAUGUUACCGGGCAUGUGUUUACAGUUGAAACUUGGGGAAAAUUAUUUGGUGGGGGUACAAAGAAGUUAUUGCGAACUGCCAGUGUACCCCAAAGUCAACCAAGUAUCCAGAGUACCCCUUCGGAGGAGGGCAGUGGUCCUGCUAUGUGGCUGAACAAGCAGAGGGUGAAAUUAAACUGUAAACUAUUAGGGCAUCAACCACUUACAAUGAAAGAGGAUAAAGCAACUUACAGAGAGCAAUUUGUACCUCCAGAAAUGAGCAUGUUGGCCUACUUGCUUACAAAGCCGGAUGCAGGACCGGACUGCGAUGAUGUUUCCAGCGACUCUGAAAGCGAGGAAGAAGACGUAUUUGACACUGAUGCGCCCGAACAAGAAAUAAACAACUUGGAACAUUCAGAUCCCAAUUCCUAUUCGUGGCUAGUACUUAAAUUGGCUACUCUAAGAAUAGUACAUCAUAAUCUUACCGAAUUUUUUUGUAUUGCCGGACUAGAGAGUUCGGAAUUACCUGUUGCCAGCCCCUUAAUACACAGCACAUUGCGAAGACUUACUUAUUGGCAAGAGUCCUUGAAAGCCGAGCUCGAUUCAAGACAACCCCCACCUGAAUACAUACCAGGGUGUUUCGCAGAACAUACUACGGGUCCUCUAAUACACAAAUACAGACAACUUUUGGAGCCCCAAAAUACUCCGUUCAUUAAUAAAAGCUGCGCUAGUGCAGUGCGCAGACUAUGGACUUUCCUAGUACACAAGGAGAUCGUUCAAGACAUUUUCAUUCGCGCUGUAUUUGGUAAAAGAAGAUCGAUAAUCAGUAUCGACGAGGUUGUACCUCAUCAAGAAGAAGUGGAAGACCCUGUUAGGAUAAUUCACAAAGAGCAGGACUCCAUAUCAGCUUUCAGUAUUAAUCAGGUACAUAAUGGAUCGAUAGUGGUCGGUACGCCAAGAGAACUCCAGGAAAUGGACAUUUCGUUACUUUUGGAACUUCCUGCGUGGCUGAAGGAUGAAUGUGAACUGGAUAUUUUGGGUUUGAAGCAGGAGUUGCCAGAUACUUCAACGGCUCCCCCCUUCUUGGUUAUACAGAGUGCCGGUGAUAAAACGAAGGAUCAGUUGCAACAACAACAACAACAGCAGCAGCAACAACAGACACCAUCGACGGGUAGCCCACAGCCCGGUUACGGGUGUCAAACAGGCCGAGGAGCCACCGUGGUAAUGAAACACAAAAUAGAUGGUGUAAGAAGGAUUUGUUCCCACCCUUUAAUGCCCUUAUACCUGACUGGAAGUGCUGAUGGCUCAGUCACAUUAUGGGAAUGGGGCCACGCACAACCCAUAGCUGUACCACGUCCACCCGGCACUUACGCCAAAGUUACAAGGGUCAGGUUUUCUCAACAUGGAAACAAAUUUGGGGUGGCAGAUGCCGAUGGAAAUUUAAGUCUUUGGCAAGUGGGACUUAGUGUUAAUGCAACCAGACCAUUCUUUACCUAUCAGUGCCAUAAUAAGGGCAUAACAGACUUCGUUUUUCUCGGUUCUUGCAGUCUUCUAGCUACAGUUGGUCACAGUUCAGAGAACAGGAACGUUUGCAUUUGGGACUCAGUUUUACCACAUAAUAAAGCUCUGGUACACGCCUUUACGUGCCACGAUCAAGGAGCAAACAGUUUGGUUUAUGCACCCCAACACCAGGUACUUGUGACCACUGGUAAACGUGGGGAUGUUUGCUUGAUUGAUGUCAGAAGUCGUACUAUUAGGCAUCGAUUCCAAGCUCAUGAAAAUGCCGUCAAAUGUGUUGCUAUUGAUCCACAUGAAGAGUACUUUGCCACUGGAUCUGCAGAUGGAGAAAUCAAGAUAUGGGGUGUGGCAAUCCCAACAUUAUUAUUGAAUUUGGCUGGUGAGCAUUCCCGUAGCAGUUUCUUUAAGAAUAUUGGACAGGGUGUUACUCAGCUUCACAUCGAUUCCCACGCCCGACUUUUUUCUUGUGGGGCUGACGGUAGCAUGAAAGUACGUCAAUUGCCUGACAGGGAAAAGUUGCUUAAUCACCGUUAAAUAUUGUAAUUAAUUAAUUUCUGCUACAAUUAUAAUCCACAGUGUAGUAUUGCCCAUUUAGUUUGCCCUACGAUUAAGCUACAAACCAAAGUGAAGUGAAAUUAAAUACUUUUUUUGGAUAUGUCAGGUAGAGAUUUUAAUUAUAUUAUUAUUAUUAUUAUAAGAAAGUAUUAAGUGAUUAUUGCAAUUAUGUUAUGUUGUUUAUUAUUGAUGAUGAUGCAGUUUUAAUGUAUUACUUUAAGCAUAUUGUAAAGCUUUAAGAUUUAAAUGCAAUUAUGU
Molecule: messenger RNA, 9758 nt
Organism: Agrilus planipennis (emerald ash borer)
Lineage: Eukaryota; Metazoa; Arthropoda; Insecta; Coleoptera; Buprestidae
Gene: Rbcn-3A
Product: dmX-like protein 2
Exons: 39
Coding region: 186-9479 (3097 amino acids)
Biological process (GO): vacuolar acidification
Cellular component (GO): RAVE complex
Molecular function (GO): protein binding
Source: RefSeq, a predicted model, not a curated record